This is a messenger RNA of Colletotrichum godetiae, 1267 nucleotides long. Its product is annotated as Alpha/Beta hydrolase protein. The transcript is spliced from 5 exons. The record is from RefSeq and is a predicted model, not a curated record. Gene Ontology annotation, molecular function: peptidase activity. The coding region runs from base 184 to 1026 and encodes 280 amino acids. Lineage: Eukaryota; Fungi; Ascomycota; Sordariomycetes; Glomerellales; Glomerellaceae. Gene Ontology annotation, biological process: proteolysis.
GCCUAUCGGAUAACAGAAAGGCGUCUCGAAAGAAGUCCUCAACACUAGGAUGGACUGACGUGAUAGAAGCCUCCAAGUCUAUAGGCAAAAGAUCUACCUUGUACGUGAGCUUGAGGGAUUUCUGAUGAGUCCUUGGAAACAUAGGCGCUACUCUCAAACCACUAACCCGGGGCUCAAGACAAGAUGGUAGACUUUGUAAACAUCAAUGGCGCCCGUCUGGCAUACCGCAUAACUGGGCCAGAAAAUGCACCGCUCAUGAUCACGCUACAUGGCGGUCGUGGAAUGGGUGAUCACAAGUCCGACUUCAAAAUCUACAGCCAACUAAGCGAUAGGAUUCGAGUUCUUUCCUUCGAUUACCGUGGGCAUGGUCAAAGUUCUUUGACUAAGCCUUACACCUUUGAGCAAAUUGUCGACGAUAUCGAAGGGGUAAGGCAGCAUUUCGUCGCUGAUGAUCAGGUCAUCGUCUGCGGCGGUAGUUUCGGCGGGUUCCUGGCGCAACACUAUGCCAUCAAAUACGCCCCGAAGGUAUCACAUCUGAUUCUCAGAGGAACUGCAGCGUCUCAUCACCAUGAGGCCGGCGCCAUCAGAACUUUAGAGGCGAGGAUACACAAAGUUCCCAGCUUCUCCGUCGACAUGUUGAAGAACAAGGUCUUUGGUGCAUAUGAAAGCGAUCGCGAGUUUCAGAUGAUUUACUUCGCCAUGAUGCCGCUGUAUAGAGAAACGUUCGACCCCGAUGCAGCGUUGAAAAGCAACCUUGAUGGAGUUUACGUUGCCGAAUCUCACAAUGAUCUCUAUUCUGAGAAAGAGAAGUACUUUGACUAUACCGAGCAACUAUCCAAGAUCACAGCCAAGACAUUGGUAGUAGUUGGUGACAAGGAUUGGAUUUGUCCUCCAGAAAACUCCAAGUUGAUUGCUGAAAGAAUUCCCGGCGCCAAACUUCUGUUAGUUGAGGGUGCCAAUCAUGGUGUUCAUGCCGAAAAGCCAGAGGUGGUUUUGGGAGAGAUCAGAACACACUUGAAUAUCUAGUCCCAAUGAAGUCACAAGUGGUCGAAUUUGGUUUGCGUAUAAUGGCUGCGGUACACCAAUUAGAGUCUCAUGCGAAUUCCAUGCGCAGCGACAGCACGCCUUGACGGAUGGCGUCGCAUUCCUGUCUGGAACACCCUCCAUCUUGUAGACAAGAGGUUCCAUGUUACUUGGGUACGAGUACCUAUUCAUUCACAGACGCUCUUAUCAACUCUGAAUCAUACACGCGUCACCUCUUCACCGG